AACAUACUCCUCCUGUGAAACAUUAAUCUUACGAGGAUUGUGUUCCAAAAAAAUCGAACUCCGAACGCAUUCCACUCCUGAACAGGUGAGAAACCUUAAUGGACACAAGCCGCACAUUUAAAACCAUAUAUCGCCUGCCUGCAUUUUCUUUCACAGGAUUUGAGAGGUCACAGACGCUUGAUUUUUUAAUAAGUCAAGAUGGGAAGGAAAAAGAAGAAUUUAUGUCAAGAGUCUCGAAAAGGUGGAAAACUUGCUAUUGAUAUUGAUAGCGAUGCGGAUAUCCAAGAAUGCACAAGCGCAAGUGCUCAAUCGGGAUCAAAGAGUUUGAACCAUUUAUUAGAACAGUUGUAUGAAAAGAAAGGGUCUACGAGGGAGUCCGCGCUUUCUUCGAUUAUCCAGAGAUCCAGCCUUGGUUAUCAAUACCAAUUUUGUGAAAAAAACUUCGCUGAGUUACUUUACCAGUGCUUGAAAUCUUUUAAAAGGGGUUCAAGUAAAGAGAGUUGUUUGGCUGUUGAGGCCCUUGGAUUACUAGCUAUCAACAUUGGCUGUGGUGAAAACAGUCGAGAACUAUAUAAAGAAUCAGUCCCUGUUCUUUCAGAAGCUCUCAAAACCGAGUCUCAGUCAAAGAAGUUAAAAUUAAUCUUGGAUUGUUUGGCUAUUGUCACUUUUGUUGGGGGGAACGAAUUAGAUGAGACAGAAAGAUCUAUGCAAAGUAUUUGGGAUUUCAUGCACUCAAGAACAGAUAGUAAGGAAUCUCAGAGUGCAGCUGUUUUUUCUUGGUCAUUUCUUUUGAGUACCAUGGAUAGUUGGAGUAUCAGUUACAAACAUUGGCAAGGAGCGAUUCCUUUCUUCAAGAAUUUGCUAGAAGCAGACCAUGAGUCUACUCUCAUUGGAGCUAAGCAAGCACUAGCCCUCAUACUUGAAUUAGGGUGCCAUGAGAAAUUUGAAGGUGACACCUCAGCAACAGAAGAGAUUAACGUCAAAAACAUAUUUAAGGAUGGCCGUGUCCCAGAAAUUUCUGUAAAAGUUGGUAAACAAAUAUUAAAAGUCGACACGUUACCACAACAAAUUCAGCUUAAUUUUCUGAAGCGGUUGCUUGGCUCGGGUUUUGUUGUGCACAUGAAGGAAAACGAACUUUUACAUGAUGUGUUCAAGUUCAAACCAGAAAAACGACAAUCAGGCAGAGAAGUAUACGUAGCUGAACGUGACGAGGCUGCUAUUAAACUUUUUGUUCCUGAUGUAAGAAGAGAAGAUAGCUAUCAGCGUAUACACAAGUCACAAAACUCGAUAUUCGUGAAGGCAAGAACACAGAUACGAAACAAGAAUCGUGAUAUCAAAGGGGAGGAGCAAUGGUGUUCUGAAGAUUGAUGUGAACUUGCUGCUUUUUUUAUAUAUAUUUUUUAUUCUUUUUUUUUUUUUUUUUUUUUUUUUUUUUGUGAGGGGAUGCUGCAAACAGUGGCUUACCUUUUAUAUGAUUUCCAUACAGUUAACUUAUUGUAUAUUAGUUAUUUUUUUAAUUAAUGAGUUGAUGUUUUAUAGCA
Molecule: messenger RNA, 1541 nt
Organism: Helianthus annuus (common sunflower)
Lineage: Eukaryota; Viridiplantae; Streptophyta; Magnoliopsida; Asterales; Asteraceae
Exons: 15
Coding region: 199-1368 (389 amino acids)
Source: RefSeq, a predicted model, not a curated record